GCGCAGUAAAUCCUCAGUCCCCCUGGUUCUUGCUAUGGAGAGCAGCAAAGCCAACACUGGUACAUUGAGCCUUGAGUGUGUCAUUGGGUUUUAACGUUGCCUUUAAGCCUGCAGACUCUGCGCAAACUCAUUCAUCUCCAGCCCAGCAAGUCACCUAAACGUCAUGUCUGGAUAUUGCCACCCUGCCCUUUUGUUACUUGCUUUGGCAACCCUUGGCAUAGCAGAAGAUGCUGCCAUCCAGUGCCCUCCCUGCUCACAAGAGAAGCUCAUCCGUUGCUUGGACCCUGUUGGGUGCCAGGAACUGGUGAAAGAGCCAGGUUGUGGGUGCUGUGCUACCUGUGCUCUCACAAAAGGAGCCCCCUGCGGCGUGUACUCUGCCCGCUGUGGCUCUGGACUCCGAUGUUACCCCCCCAGGGGGAGCGAAAAGCCACUGCACACCCUCAUGCACGGGCAGGGUCUCUGCACUGAGACUGGGGAGAUUGAUUCCAUCCAGGAAACUUUCCCGAAAGUAGAAGAAGAUCACCCCAAUAUAAACAUUAGCCCAUGUGGCCCACAGGACAGGACGUGCCACUUGAAGCAUAACGCCAGGAUGAAAGGGAUCCAAAUGCAGAUUGGAAGGCACUUUACCAAGAACACCAACAAUGCACCCGUGUCAGAAAUCCACUUGGGUUUGUGUCAGAAGGAUCUGCACAUAGCUCUGGAGAAACUUUCUACGUAUCAGACCAGAACCCAAGAGGAUUUCCUGAGUAUUCCUAUACCAAAUUGUGACCGCAAUGGGAAUUUUAACCCUAAGCAGUGUCACCCGGCUCUUGAUGGACAGCGUGGGAAGUGCUGGUGUGUGGAUCGGAAAACAGGGGUGAAGCUCCACAUUCCAUAUGACCUUGUCCUGGAUGCAGAUUGUCAGCUGGCAUCUGAGAGGGGAAAGGAAUGAAGGGGCUCACACAGCAUAUUUGCCCCUCAAUGAAUCCUAAUAAAGGAAUCCAACUCUUAAAGGACUUGUGGAACUAAUCUUGACAACCAUAUAGAAACCAGCACCACAAAUGUAACCUCAUCUCUGCCAUAUGGACCUGCAUGUACUUUGGGACUUCCAAUGUGCUGCUGGCCAUAUGACAGUGAAUGGGUUAUUAUACCACUUGAAGGGUAAUGGGGGGAGGGAGAAUAUUAUGUAUUUCUUUUUAUUUAAUUGCUAUUGGGUUUUAAGGCAUCUAGGAACGAGUAGGGCCUUAUGUGGGUGGGGUGAUGCUUAGCACAUUAUGUAAAAAUCAAAGUAUGUUCAUUUUGUGUGAGUGUGUUGGGUGCUAAAGUGAGAGAGUCAACGUGGAGUGAGUUUAACAGAGGGAGAGAGGGUUUAUGGGAAGUGGAUAGAGGGACAGUUAGAACAAUUUGAUGACGAUUUAAGUGUGGAACAAUAAGCUGAUCUAUAAGGUAAGCUAGUAGGAAUAAUAGGGAGCAAUAAGGAGCAUUAUUAGGGUGCUUUCAUUGGGAUCACAAAGCUAAAAUUUCACUUUUUUUGCUACAAGCUAUGCAAAUGUGCUUAUGUUACCAAGGCCUUUGAUUUUUUGCCAGUUCUAGUCUUUUCCUCUGUGGCUGCCAUUAACAACAGACUGCAGUUUAUUUGCUUUGGACCAAUAAUUGAAAAAGAGGGUGACAGAGGUAUCCCUUCAUGUAGCUCAAGAUGCAUUCAUGAUUUAAACCAAGGCAGAGUCUUAUACCAUCAAGAACCAGAUGGACCCUGCAAGGCAUCGACACCACUAGAGUUCUAGGCAAUGUAGCAUUGGAGUGUUUCAAUGUACAUAUCUACUAUGUUUGAAAUUCAAUGUGAACAAUAAAGACACUGUUACAUUA
Molecule: messenger RNA, 1845 nt
Organism: Xenopus laevis (African clawed frog)
Lineage: Eukaryota; Metazoa; Chordata; Amphibia; Anura; Pipidae
Gene: igfbp4.S
Product: insulin like growth factor binding protein 4 S homeolog
Exons: 4
Coding region: 164-931 (255 amino acids)
Biological process (GO): regulation of insulin-like growth factor receptor signaling pathway
Cellular component (GO): extracellular region
Molecular function (GO): insulin-like growth factor I binding; insulin-like growth factor binding; insulin-like growth factor II binding
Source: RefSeq, a predicted model, not a curated record